AUGCAUGAGCUGACAAAAACUGAAAACAAAUUGAAUGUCACCUUGACGACUCAGAAAAGAAGACUGGAUAAUCUGUUUUCUACUGUAAAUAAAACAGAUCCCCGUGGUACCAUGCUUCAGGGACCACCAGGACCAGUCGGUCCCCCAGGGAUCUUGGGCUUACAAGGACCCCCAGGUCCCCAAGGAAUUCAAGGUCCUCAGGGGUCUCCUGGCCCUCCAGGAAAAACCGGAAUCACCGGUGCUAUUGGCCCUAAGGGACUUCCAGGUGUCCCUGGUUUCCGUGGUCCACAAGGAUACAACGGAACUCAGGGCCCUAAAGGGGAUACUGGAGCACCUGGACCAAAAGGAGCCAAGGCACCUCCCGGUGUACACGACCUCAGCCUUUGUCGACAUAGGAGUAAUUCUUCAGUAACGACAAGUGGUCCAUACGCUAACACGGCCAUUAGCGUAGUCGAAACAACUAACAAAAAAAUCAUUGGAGUGACGUGCUCAACAGAUGAUGCAAGACAGUACCUGCUAUCACGUGAUACAAAGUCUAGCACGCCAACCUACACGUGUACCUGUAGGGGCAGUGUCAGCCACAACUCAUCAGGCCUCAUGAAAUGCUACAUACACUUCUGGGAGUGUCCGCUGGAAACGUAAUAGUGCGAUGUUUGGAAUGACUUUCUGAUUCCUGCUCUUAUUGGUAAAGAUAUGUGCGGGAUAAACGAAUGUAACGAACGAAGUAACAGUUUGAAGAUGAUAUCAGUCUCGUUCACAAGUUGCCUACGAUAUGAACCAAUGUACAUGAUUUCAGUUGAAUAUUUUUUACCCUUCGCUUAAUCAUUUCCGGACCGGCUCACGUCAACCCGUCCGUCCCUACACACGUAAGCUUUCGCUAUGGUUUUCAACGUGUUUGCGGACGCGGUGCCGCACAAAUCUUACAAUAAUGUCGAGUACUUCCUUCUUAUUCUUAUAGUGGACGAACAGUUGGCCUUAAUGACUAUGGCACCACGUUUUUAACUAUCUUGAUAAAUCAUCAAAUCAUCAAAAUUAGAAGCAUGUAAUGUGUUUCCGAUAUAAUUCAAAAUGAAUUUGAA
Molecule: messenger RNA, 1079 nt
Organism: Pocillopora verrucosa
Lineage: Eukaryota; Metazoa; Cnidaria; Anthozoa; Scleractinia; Pocilloporidae
Source: RefSeq, a predicted model, not a curated record